This is a messenger RNA of Folsomia candida, 1647 nucleotides long. RefSeq lists its product as uncharacterized. Gene Ontology annotation, molecular function: SUMO ligase activity; zinc ion binding. NCBI's taxonomy places the organism in Eukaryota, Metazoa, Arthropoda, Collembola, Entomobryomorpha, Isotomidae. Gene Ontology annotation, cellular component: nucleus; Smc5-Smc6 complex. The record is from RefSeq and is a predicted model, not a curated record. Bases 786 to 1556 code for a protein of 256 amino acids. Gene Ontology annotation, biological process: protein sumoylation; double-strand break repair via homologous recombination. The transcript has 4 exons.
UAUUGAUAAGUAAUAAUACCGUAUAGUAAUAGCUCUGUAUUAAAGUUUAAGGACCAUAUCGGUAGCAAAUUUUUCGGACAGGUAUAACUUUAAUACCAAGCGGUCACAGCUUCAAUACCGAGAAAUCAAUACCUGUCAGACUAUACCAGAUUUCUAACAGUGUAGCAAAAAAAUAUGCAUUUAUGGAACAAACUUUCUCCUCUCGUUCUGCGGGAAGAAAAGUAGGAAUUUGUUUGUUAUUUUUUCUUACACCGUACGCUUUCUCUCGAUAAGAAAUUAGCUAAGUAAAUUGGGUCACCCUACAAUUCACCACCGUCGACACGCAACAAACUCCAGAUUAUGUAGGACAAUUCCAUUUCGUUAUAUAUAAAACAAAUAAAUUACAUACAAUUCAAGUUCAAUUCGGUUCGGGGAGCGUAAAAAUCGAUACAACAACCUCAUUUCUCGGAAUACCAACAAACAUAACAAACCAAUUUAUUAUCGCCUCGUCUCAUUUUUCCCACUUUAUCUACACCAUUUCUCCCACUUUCUUGCACUUUCUCCCAGUUUCUUGCACCUCGCAUUUCCUGCAUUGCUUGCUUUGCAGUGCAAGAAAUGUAGCAAAUCGGCAAAAACUAGUCACUGCUUAUCUCAUCAUAAAAUAUUUUAUGUAAUUUGCUCCACAGAGGAACUCGUCUCAAUUUUCCCACUUUACCUUAAUCUAACAUAUGAUGUAUUAAUCUCAUCUCAUCAUAUAAACCCACAUAAUAUUUUAUACAAUUUUCACAGCGGAAUCCAGCCUCGACAUGGAAGAACGUCUAGAGAAAUCCACCCUGAGAAUGUUAAAGGCUGAGAAAUCCUUCGUCAACACGGCCAGAAUCAUUGCAGGCGUUGUGGACGACUUCGCUGGGGAAUAUGAGACCCCAGAUGACGCCAAGAAAUCAUCAGAGCCCCACGAAAACAGUGAGGAUCAUGUAAUUCUGUUUAGAGACGAUAUGCUCAAAAGUUCGUCAAUUGCACCAUUUCGAGAGAGGAUGAACCAGAUUUUCGACGAGAGAAUGACCUCUUUCCAAGACGGGCUCACCGACGAUGUCCUCAAAGUGGAUAAGCGAUUUAAAAAUCUCCAGCGACAGAUCCGAUACGGGAAAAAGGACGCCGAACGUUCCAAAUGUACCGACGCCUUGGACGAUCUUCCCGGCGGGGGUGGAGACGUCCCUGACUUCCAAAACUUUGAAGAAUUUCAGGACGACCGUCGAACCGCCGAGUCGGAGGAGGAUGACGACUAUGACGACGCCAUCCUCCCCACGAUGGACCCCCUCAGCCGAGAACCCAUCAAAACCGCCGUCACCAACAAGUUUUGUCAUCAUGUGUAUGACCUCGAGUCAAUUACGGGUUUGAUCAGGGACAAUUCGGAGGCUAAGUGUCCAGUCGAAGGCUGCAAAAACGAGGUCGCCCUCAAAUUCGCUGAUCUCAUCGUGCAACCAAAACUAACAGAACAAAUUCGUACCAAGAAUGAUAAGCUUUAUGGACGCAGCUAUAAUCAUACCCAUUUAAUUAAUCAUCUAAUAUCACUUUAAUUAAGUAUUCUUCAAUUGCAACUAAUUUUACCGUAAAAAUACUCAUUAUUUAUUUGAGAGGUAUACAAUAACAAGCUUUAUUAUAAUCCAA